AUGCUCUUCUUCAGCUUCUUCAAGACCCUCAUCGACCAAGAGGUCACCGUGGAGCUCAAAAACGACAUCCAGCUCAAAGGAACGCUGAAAAGCGUGGACCAGUAUCUCAACAUCAAGCUGGACGAUAUCUCGGUGGUGGAGGAGCUCAAGUACCCCCAUCUGAGCUCUGUCAAGAAUGUCUUCAUCCGGGGUUCUGUUGUGCGCUACGUUCAUUUGCCUGCUGCUUCGGUAGAUACCCAGUUGCUGGAGGAUGCGACGAGGAGAGAAGCUGCCACUCACCAAGCCAAAAAAUAG
This is a messenger RNA of Ustilaginoidea virens, 294 nucleotides long. RefSeq lists its product as uncharacterized. The record is from RefSeq and is a predicted model, not a curated record. Gene Ontology annotation, cellular component: catalytic step 2 spliceosome; U4/U6 x U5 tri-snRNP complex; U6 snRNP. NCBI's taxonomy places the organism in Eukaryota, Fungi, Ascomycota, Sordariomycetes, Hypocreales, Clavicipitaceae. Gene Ontology annotation, molecular function: RNA binding. Gene Ontology annotation, biological process: mRNA splicing, via spliceosome. Bases 1 to 294 code for a protein of 97 amino acids. The transcript is spliced from 4 exons.